This is a messenger RNA of Phlebotomus argentipes, 2154 nucleotides long. Its product is annotated as sodium/potassium/calcium exchanger 4-like. The transcript is spliced from 7 exons. Gene Ontology annotation, cellular component: membrane. Bases 1 to 1806 code for a protein of 601 amino acids. Gene Ontology annotation, biological process: intracellular calcium ion homeostasis; calcium ion transmembrane transport. Gene Ontology annotation, molecular function: calcium channel activity; calcium, potassium:sodium antiporter activity. The record is from RefSeq and is a predicted model, not a curated record. Lineage: Eukaryota; Metazoa; Arthropoda; Insecta; Diptera; Psychodidae.
AUGAAGAAAACAAUCGAGUGCAAGUGCUGCCAGUUGUUGGUGUUCAAUACCCCAGAAUUGUGGAAUCCUGCAAGCGCUAGAGAUUCAUCUCGUUGUGAUCCAUUCCUCAGAGAAGCUCAAAGGAAUUCAAUAACAAGAUUCGGACUAGUUGUGAUGGGUUUGGUGACACUGAAGAAUGCCCUCUGUGCAGGGUUUGUGGUGUUCCUGAUCAGCGGUUUGUCCUGCACCGAAGCCUUCCCGCACAAAGAAAUAGUGGAGCAGAUUUCCCAGGCAAAUGACAUUUUGCCCUCUUUUCCCAUUCUGAAUGACAUUCGUGAGAUUUAUCUCACACCCUUGGAGCGAUUUCACCUCGUGGCGACGAAAUUCAGCUGGUAUCCGUGGUACAAAGAGGAUGCAACAUUUGCCACUGACGACAUUCAUCCAAUUUGCGAAAAUCGCUCAUCCAUCGACGAUUUGCCCGAUGAUUUGUUUACUCAGGAGCAGAGGCUUCAGGGAGCAAUUAUCCUUCACUUUCUCGGUGCCAUAUAUUUCUUCACAAUGCUGGGCAUUGUGUGCAAUAAUUACUUCAUCCCGGCGGUGGAGUGUAUAUGCGAAGACUUGAAAAUAUCACGGGAUGUGGCCGCUGCUACAUUCAUGGCAGUUUCCGGCACAAUCCCUGAGCUCUUCACCAACCUCAUCAGUACUUUCAUCACUGAUUCACCGAUGGGUCUUGGCGCCAUCAUUGGCUCUCUGCUGUACAACACACUUGGAGUUGCCGCUGUUUGUGGUUUGGCGACAAUUAGUCCAGUGCAAAUCAAUUGGUUUCCUCUCGGGCGCGACUGCUUCAUCCUCUUUAUCAAUUCUGCCCUGCUCACGGGAUUCAUCUGGGACGGCGAAAUCGCCUGGUAUGAGGCAAUGGUGAUGGUCAUUUGCUCCAUUCUCUACUUCAUCGUCCUCUUCCAAAAUCCGCGCAUUGAGCGUCUGAUCAAGAGUGUCGUGGAAGACAGAUGGAACUGCUUCACUGGUCCGCGAUACAAUAUGACAGAGCCUGAGCCCAAGAGAACUUCCGCUGCAGACACCCAACAGCGUCAACCUCCUCGUCCGAGCUCCAAUUCCAUCACUCCUUCUGUCAUUUCGGUGAAGGAAAGAGCCGCCGACGAGGCAAAUCCCAGACUAUCAACGCCCAAAAUCGAACCACCGAAGAAGAGCCCAAAAUCUCUGUUCAAGAUUCCGAAUGACAAAAUCAUCAUGCGCAUCUGGUUCUUCUACUCCUGGCCCAUCCAGUUCUUUCUGCGCUACACCGUGCCCAGUCCGAAGUACCAUCGCCGCUGGUAUCCUCUGACCUUCAUUAUGUGCAUCGCCCUGAUCGGCGGCAUUGCAUUCAUGGUCUUCUGGAUGAUCGCGAUCAUCGGCUACACCUUCUACAUCCCGGAAUCAGUCAUGGGCAUGACUCUGCUCGCCUGGGGAAGUUGCAUGCCAGAAGCUGUGGCGUGUGUCUUGGUUAUUCGCAAAGGAAUUGGCGGAAUGGGUGUAUCAAAUGCACUUGGCUCAACCUCCCUGGCCAUCCUCAUCUCCCUCGGCUUCCCGUGGUUCGUGCGCACCCUCGUGGACGGCGAGCCUUUUAAUGUGGUCUCCUAUGGCGUGGAAUUUACAACGAUGACGAUGCUCCUCGCCACCACACUCCUCUUCACUGUGCUGGCACUCUUCCGCUUCAAACUGAGGAAGACGUCGGGAAUCAUCCUCGUGGGAGUUUAUGCCAUCUUCGUCACUUUUGCCAUCCUCAAUGAAAUUGACAUCUUCUUCGCAUCUGGCAUCUAUUGUGACUGAUUUACGGGCGUGACUCAACGGAGAUUCAAUCGACAAGCGCACUAAUCUAACGUUAAUUCCUCCUGAGUUGUAGAAAAUCACGGUAGUGACGAGAAUUAGAGAUAGGCGUAGAUUCCAUGAGGAAUAAUAAAGUAGAAUUGGCAGCAAAAAAUCUGUGAUGCUAUCGUGAUUGCAAAGUGUGAUGUAAAGAGAGUGAUAAGGCAAUGUGAGAUAUCUUAAGCAUAGUAUUUUUGCCUUAUGCUGAUUUCUCAUCAGACAAGUCUAUCACGCGCUAUAAUAAUGAAAACAAUUUUUUCCCAGCUACAUAUGUUAUGUACAUACCUCGAUAUAGAGCACAUAAAGAUGUUA